GGUUGACUCGAUGAAGAAAAGAAACCAGCACAGGUUGCUGCAGGGUACCGGGUACACGGUAGGCCUACUGAGACUGGGUGUUCGUUACUUUUAGGACCUGUUCCUAUGAAAAGGAAACAAAGCCCACUUUCUCAAACUAACAAACAUUUUGUCCUUAAGGAACCAUUACUCAAUCUGAUAGCCCAGUCUAGCUGAGUUACGUGACUCAGGCAUUUUGGAUUCAUCAGAGUGCAGUGUAAAGGAAGUUCUCCAAGUCCCCUACAGAUUCUUUCGAAAAGUAUGAAAAGAGGUGUCUGUUUGGGCCAAGAAAUUGUGGGAUUGUGUUAACUUUCAUUGAAGAGGUACUGGUACCCCGGUACUAUGGUCCAUGGCUGUUGCGAAAGUUUUUCCCUGCUUGAUUUCAGCAAGAUGGAACUGCCAGCAUUUCUCUUAGUAUGUGGAGGCCCCCAGGUUGACUGGUCUGAUCGUAAUUUAGCCCUGGCUGCUACUAACAUUAUGUUCAAUCCACUUUUCUGGAAUAUUAUGGCAAGGUUUGAGUUUAAAACAAAGACGAUAAGCAAGCUUUGUGGAGGUCCCCGUAUGGGAUGUGUGUUCUUAGGUGCAACCAUUUUCUUCCUAUCUGCAGUUAGAGGACGCAGGUAUCAGUUGGUGUUAUAUCAUCAGCCAGUAUGGACUGCCUUUCAGACACCUCUGGUUCAUUAUGUUGGAGUUGCCAUCACUGCUUUGGGGUUGAUCUUCACUCUUUCCAGCUUUUUUACCCUUGGAUUUUAUGGAACUUUUUUAGGUGACUAUUUUGGCAUUGUGAUGGAGCAUCGUGUUACUGGUUUUCCUUUUAAUUUGAUGGAAAAUCCAAUGUACUGGGGAACAACUAUGGAAUACCUUGGAUAUGCCCUGUGGUAUGGUCCAAGUCCAGCUGGUUUACUACUCACUGUGCUGCUAGCAAUAUGCUAUAAAAUUGCCAUUGUAAUUGAAGGGCCUCAUACGGAUGAAGUAUAUCCUGAACAUGAUAAAAUUGAGGACAAAAAGCAUCAGUGAAUUUUAUGUUGACCUAGAAUCCAUGAGGCUCCAUUCCCUUGACGAGAAUCCUCUGCAUAAUCCUGGUGGGUAUAUAACUGCACUUGUCUUGACCAGGGAAAUGUGGGUUAGUUUUGCAUAUAGGUCAUUCCAUGUCAAAUCAACACUUUUGGACAUCGAUCUUGCGGUUUCUUGCAAUUUGCUAGGAUUGUUUGGUCACGAGAAACCCCCAAAUUUAUAUAUUAAUGUUUUUGAUCAAGUGGUUUGUAAUUUGACCUUCAAAAUUCUCACCAUAACUCCUAAUGCCUAUAUCAGCAGUUUGAAAGGCCAGAUGGAGAUGAUUUUAUCAUAAAUCAAAGCCCACAAGCUAAUAAAUUGCUUGUUCUUAAAUAAGAUUGCAAAAUUUAGAAUUUUAGCAUGAGAUCAGGCAACAUGAAGUUGACCCUGGCAGGUCAAAUAUAAUUCAAAGAUAACUUGGCAGUCCCGGUUUAAUAUUUGACAUAUCAUCAGAUGGUGUAUACUACCUUUAAUUUAAGUUACUAAUAAUCUCCAUCUGCUUUUCCUGAAUGGAAAUAAGGGCAUUCAAAGUGCUGAUACAAAAAUUGGAAGGCCAGAAACCCGUAACUCACAAACUAUUUAACCCAAAUGGUAAUAUACCGGUUACUUUGGGGUUUUUCUCAUAUGACCCAACAUUCCCAGAAAAUGUCAGGAAGAUCUGUGAGAUUGAUGUCUGAUGACCAGUACUACAGAUAAUGGAUUGAGUGAAUAAUACAUUGGAUCAAUGUUAAUAUGGAAAUAAAUAUAUGCUUAGUCAGUCUUUAACACAGGUUUAAGACCAGCUGAGGAGAGUGGAUGCUGAUAAUGAGGGACAUUGUCAGCGUCUCUGGAGCCUGUCUAAAAUGUCAUUUUAAGAACGGCCAACUACAGAUUUAUUCCCAUUCAUAAAUAUCAUUUGUGUCAGAAAGUAAAAAAAAAAAUAAAAUGUCAGAAAUUGAACAAUUUCAUUCAACACUUUGACUUAAUUUUUUUCCAAACACUCCUCCAGCCAUGGCACAGUAUGUGCCUCUUGCAUACAUGUAGUCAAAACAGUCUCUUCAUAUGGAGAUUGGCACAUGCAAAAGUGAACCAGUGUCAUGUGAUUUAUGGAUUCACAAAUGCAAAGUCAUAUGUAGUAUUUCUCAAAGACAAUACACUUGCUCAAGUGUAAAUUGUGAACGUUCAGCCAAUACAAGGGAAAGGGACCAGAUAUCAUACGAGUCCUUAAUUUCAUGUGACAGUGGAAAAAUGUUAUCAGCCAGCUGGUGCUUUAUCAACCAGUUAAGACUGACCAAGUGACUGGCUCUUGACAAAUAGGAAUGGCUGAACUGACCUAGGUAUUUAAAAAUUAAGAGUUUGUAUUGACAAAAGGUUGUGAAAACAACAAGAGUUGAGUCCUGUUUUUUUUCAGGAACUUGGUUAAAUUGAAAAAGUUGGAAUUCCAUAGUGUGUCUGCAAACUCCAUACAUCCUAGUGUUGUCGUUCAGUCUGUCAUAAGUCUUCCAAAAUUCAACACAAGUACAUGAAUUGUAAUCUGCAGUUGUAUGCUAUUAGGCCAUUUACAUCCUCAUAAAUUAAAUCACUUGUUAAAAUUGCAGUUUUCAUAUUCAGAUGAUUAAAAAUCACUAAUUUAGAUCAUAUGUAAAAAACAUGCAAAAGUGUUGUUAUUCCACCCCCCAUAUUUUUUUCAACUGAUGUACAUGUACCUGUGUUAAGCCAUGUUUCCAUAUAUAGUCGUAAUGAAUGCCAAUGGCACACAAGAUGUCAAGACGUAAACAAGUGUGGAAGAGACGGUGUGUGAUGUCAUUCCACGAAGAAAAUUAAAGAAAACAAAAAUAUUAAUUUAAAAAUAUUAAUUUUAGUAUUAGUGAUUGGUAUUUAGGUGGCAAUUUUAGGUGGCAAUACCACAUCUUGGACAUGUAUAUUUGGUCCCUGGCCUAGGUUGGACGCCAGUCUUCAUUGCAUUACGACUCACGUCCAAGUUCUAAGACUGGUGUGCUGCUUCUUUCUGUUUUUGGCUUUUUCACAAUUUUGCGAAAAAGGUUGUCUUUUUGUCUAGAUUUUUUUUGUCUUCUCCAAUAGGGCAUGGGAUUUUGUACAUGUUUCUUCCACCGUCGACUUUAGUGCCUUUGCUGCGUUAGAUCUUAAUCAAACUUUCACCAUUGAAGGACCUUUAUACAUGCAAUUGUCUAAAAGAAUGACAGCAUGAUGACGUCAGUAACUAAUGUAUUAUUGAUUUUAUAUUUAUUUUUCAGCCCAUUGACUUUGUACACGUUUUCAAGGCAACAUUUUUAUAAUGUAGCGAUCUUCAAUCAUCCUGAAAGUUACAUGCAGCAAAGAAAAUAAAGCAAAGAUAAUACAAAAAUAAUCAGGUCAUGAUGAUGUCAUCAAGUAAUUUAUUAUUAAAU
Molecule: messenger RNA, 3458 nt
Organism: Acanthaster planci (crown-of-thorns starfish)
Lineage: Eukaryota; Metazoa; Echinodermata; Asteroidea; Valvatida; Acanthasteridae
Product: phosphatidylethanolamine N-methyltransferase-like
Biological process (GO): phosphatidylcholine biosynthetic process
Molecular function (GO): phosphatidylethanolamine N-methyltransferase activity
Source: RefSeq, a predicted model, not a curated record